This is a messenger RNA of Folsomia candida, 2860 nucleotides long. Its product is annotated as peptide transporter family 1. The record is from RefSeq and is a predicted model, not a curated record. The coding region runs from base 395 to 2605 and encodes 736 amino acids. Gene Ontology annotation, cellular component: membrane. Lineage: Eukaryota; Metazoa; Arthropoda; Collembola; Entomobryomorpha; Isotomidae. Gene Ontology annotation, biological process: transmembrane transport. Gene Ontology annotation, molecular function: signaling receptor binding; dipeptide transmembrane transporter activity. The transcript has 18 exons.
GUCGUAACUUGUACAAUUACACAAGUGAACAGCAGUUUUACUAAUAAUUUAACUUCUUCGGAAGUUAUGAUUAUUCAUAGUUAGUUUGUAACUAUUUAUUUAAAAUUGACGGAAUUAGGCGAAUUGUAUUUUAAUUUGGUAUGCACUGAAAAUAGUGUUGUCGUUUUCAAAUAGGGAGAUUAAAUACCAACUCCCAAGCCAGUCAGACAUAGGAUUCCAAAAGGUCAGAAAGUGAUUCACUAAUGUGAUUGAGAAAGAUGUUGCAAUUUUUAUUGAUCCGAGUGACAGCAAUUUCAGUGACGUGAUGUGAGGGAGUAAUAAGUUCUGUAUGACUGCAUUGUUAUAGAAGUAGCCUCACUCUCGACAACAUCUUCUCAACUUUUCAAGUGACAAUAUGAGUCAACUCGACAUAUCAAAUCUUUCUGGAUUGCGGAUCUCCCCAUCCAACGAAGAUGAUUUGGAAAAGGAUCCAAACGAAAAGAAAAUUAAAUAUCCGAAAUCUGUGUUUUUUAUAAUCGCCACAGAGUUAAGUGAAAGGUUUUCGUAUUAUGGAAUGCGAGCAGUGUUAACGAUUUACAUGAGAAAUAUGCUCAAUUUUAAUGAAGACAAGGCAACUACAUUUUACCACACGUUUCUUCUCAUGUGCUACGGUCUUCCCAUUGUGUGGGGGAUAAUUGCAGACUCAUUCUGGGGAAAAUAUACAACGAUUUGGAUCGUCUCCUUGAUAUUUGCCUUGGGAAAUGUUAUCUUAACUCUGUCAUCAAUUCCACCACUGAAUUUGCCAGCCAUACCACUAACAAUGAUUGGACUAUUUCUAAUGGCAUUAGGCACCUCGGGAAUGAAACCAUGCGUUGCGCCCUUCGGAGGAGAGCAAUUUAAGUUACCAGCACAGGCUAAAUACCUUCAACAAUUUUUUUCCGUCUUUUUCUUUGCUGUGACAGUGGGAAAUAUGAUAUCAACAAUCAUUACUCCCGUUUUUCGACGAGACAUCCAAUGCUUUGGAAUCGGUUGUUACCCUUUAGCUUUUGGCGUACCAUCCGUCACAAUGCUGUUUGCUGUUGGUGUAUUUGUGUCUGGGAAGUCUCUCUAUAAAAUUAACCCACCAGCGGGCAACAUGCUCGUAAAGGUCGUUCGAUGUAUCACGCAUGCCUUAGUGAAUAAGAAAUACUCGGAUCAAGAAAAAUCGAACUGGUUGGAUUAUGCUGAUGAUAAAUUUGAUGCAGGACUCAUCAAUGACAUUAAAAUGCUUCUCCGAGUUCUGGUUUACUACAUCCCCAUCCCAAUGUUCUUUGCCCUGUAUGAGCAAUUGGGGUCACGAUGGACGCUGAUGGCCACCAGAAUGGACGGGCGCAUUGGAAACUCAAGUUUUAUUAUAAAGCCAGAUCAAAUGCAGGUCAGCAAUGCAAUCCUCAUGUUCAUCUUCAUCCCAAUCUUCCAAGCACUCGUCUACCCAUUAUUUAGGAAAUGCAGGCUUCUUAAGCGUCCACUUCAACGAAUGGGAGUGGGUGGAUUCAUUGCAGCUUUGUCGUUCUUUGUCGCAGGCAUUAUAGAAUUGCAAAUUGAGAAAAACCAUUACAUACCGCCAUCUCCAUCCGAAACGCAUCUAAAAUUUGUGAAUACACUUCCGUGUCCGGUGUUGAUGACUAAUAAUUUGGAGCUCGAUAAUAGCACACUUGUCAUUGGACCAGAAAACGCUCAAAUUGUCACUUUCGUUAAUACCAACCGGUUGGGCAUGACAUUGACACUGAAUGAAAGUUGCGACAGCCUCGCGUCAAUCAACAACCGGAAAUGGGUGGGAGAAGUUCCACUGAUGCUAGGGUCUCUUCAAGCUGUUUUCAUAUUUGUAAAAAAUAACACGUUGGUUGCGUCAAUAUCAGCGACGAAGGAGGAUUUUGUGAAAUCAAACGAGGGGAAUGCGAAAGUGCGGAUCGUGAUAAAUGGAAUAUCUAACAAUAACAUCCCACCACUGGAAAUGAUAACCUUAAAAUCUUUGCGUGGGGAUGCAGCAACGUAUGAUAUGAAUGUGAUUAAAGGAUCCAAUGAUUUUAGCUACACUUCCGUAUCUGAAUUGCCUCCUGGAGAGUACUCUGUUGUCAACAAUUUUUUACAAAAUAUUUCCCACAUCGGAAAUUCUGGUCAUUCUUCAUGGGCUGAGGUUGGAAAUGUGGACGUGCACACUGGAGGCAGCUACCUUUACGUUGUACAUCCGAGUUAUGGAAAUUUGUCAGAUUCUUUCAAGCUACAAAUGAUCGUGAUCAACACACCGAAUGAAAUUCACAUGCUAUGGCUAAUUCCUCAAUAUGUUCUAAUGGCGUGGGCGGAAAUUCUUUUCAUUGUGUCUGGAAUGGAAUUCUCGUUUACUCAAGCACCGAAAUCAAUGAAGUCUGUCUUACAAUCUUUGUGGCAUCUGAUGAACGCAUUUGGAAAUGUAAUUGUCAUUCUGUCUGCCCAAGCUAAACAUUCCCAUUCUCAGGCAACUGAAUUUUUUGAAUUUGCUGGAGCCAUGCUAAUUGACAUCAUCAUUUUCUGCCUACUUGCUAUGCGGUAUAAAUACGUAGAAGGGACCACGGGCUCGAUAAAAGAUCGCAAUGACAACAAAGAAUGACGACGCGUCUGAAAUUAAGAAAAGCGUAAUCUUGUAAAACCUUAUCAUUCUGCAUCGUCACACACAAACGCUACUUCGCUAAUAAGUAAAUAUUCUAAUUAAAAAUCCAAGUAAAUAUUUUAAGCUUUUAACAACAUGCAUUCAUUUUUAAUAUUGUAGUAAAUAAAUUAACGAAUAUCGCAAUGUCGUAUAAGCCUCAUAUAAUUUUAUUCUAAUUGAAAUAAAUUAACCCAUAAAAUGGGUGAGUUGAAGUCA